AAUUCACUAAUUAUUUAUUAAUACUGAAGACGAAAGUUGUUUUGUAUUUCGUUCUUUCCUUUACGGUUUAUAUAUUGCUUUUAUUAAUUGGUUUUGUUAAACUGAGAGAAUGCGUGAAUGUAUAUCAAUUCAUUGCGGCCAAGCUGGAGUUCAAAUAGGAAAUGCUUGCUGGGAACUGUACUGUUUGGAGCAUGGAAUACAACCUGAUGGACAGAUGCCUUCAGACAAAACCGUUGGAGGAGGUGACGACAGUUGUAACACAUUCUUCAGUGAAACAGGGGCUGGUAAACAUGUCCCCAGGGCAGUGAUGAUGGAUUUAGAACCCACUGUAGUUGACGAAGUACGAACUGGAACAUACCGUCAACUGUUCCAUCCAGAACAACUUAUCAGUGGAAAGGAGGACGCAGCCAACAAUUAUGCGAGAGGUCAUUAUACAAUAGGGAAAGAAAUAGUCGAUCUAGUAUUAGACCGCAUUCGAAAAUUGCGGGAAUGUAUAUCUGUUCACUGUGGUCAAGCUGGAGUUCAAAUUGGCAAUGCCUGCUGGGAACUUUAUUGCCUGGAACAUGGAAUUCAACCUGAUGGACAAAUGCCUUCAGAUAAAACCGUUGGCGGAGGUGAUGAUAGCUUUAACACCUUCUUCAGCGAAACAGGUGCGGGAAAGCAUGUUCCCAGGGCGGUAUUUCUCGACUUGGAACCAACAGUAAUCGAUGAAGUGCGUACUGGUACUUACCGUCAGUUGUUCCACCCAGAACAAUUGAUUAGUGGAAAAGAAGACGCAGCUAACAAUUAUGCUAGAGGCCAUUACACAAUUGGAAAGGAAAUAGUUGAUCUUGUUCUAGAUCGUCUUCGAAAAUUAGCAGACCAAUGUACUGGACUUCAAGGAUUUCUUAUAUUUCACUCAUUUGGAGGUGGCACUGGUUCAGGAUUUACGUCACUCCUGAUGGAGAGAUUAUCUGUUGAUUACGGAAAGAAAUCUAAACUAGAAUUUGCAAUCUAUCCAGCCCCACAAAUUUCUACCGCUGUUGUGGAACCUUACAACUCUAUUUUAGUUACACAUACAACAUUGGAACACUCAGAUGCGGCUUUUAUGGUCGACAACGAAGCACUGUACGAUAUUUGUCGAAGAAAUUUAGACAUAGAACGACCAACAUACACAAAUUUAAACAGGUUACUCGGUCAAAUAGUGUCUUCAAUAACAGCAUCACUUCGUUUUGAUGGAGCACUCAAUGUGGAUUUAUUGGGAUUCCAAACGAAUCUCGUUCCUUACCCUCGCAUCCAUUUUCCACUAAUUACCUAUGCUCCUGUCAUUUCAGCCGAAAAGGCAUACCACGAGCAGCUAUCCGUACCAGAAAUAACAAAUGCUUGUUUCGAACCGGCGAACCAAAUGGUUAAAUGCGAUCCACGUCAUGGAAAAUACAUGGCCUGCUGUUUGCUGUAUAGGGGAGAUGUUGUUCCGAAGGAUGUGAAUGCAGCAAUUGGAACAAUUAAAACGAAACGUACAAUUCAAUUCGUAGACUGGUGUCCGACAGGAUUCAAAGUUGGUAUUAAUUACCAACCGCCUACAGUUGUUCCUGGAGGCGAUUUAGCUAAAGUACAGCGUGCUGUUUGCAUGAUUGCCAAUACAACCGCCAUCGCAGAAGCCUGGGCUCGCUUGGAUCAUAAAUUUGACCUGAUGUACUCGAAGCGAGCUUUCGUUCAUUGGUAUGUAGGUGAAGGAAUGGAGGAAGGUGAAUUUUCUGAAGCACGUGAAGAUAUGGCAGCACUGGAAAAGGAUUUUGAAGAAAUUGGCAUGGAUUCUGGAGAAGGCGAAGGAGAAGGUGAAGAAUGAUUGUUGAGUGGAGUGGAG
Messenger RNA from Agrilus planipennis (emerald ash borer), 1846 nucleotides. RefSeq names its product tubulin alpha-1 chain-like. Lineage: Eukaryota; Metazoa; Arthropoda; Insecta; Coleoptera; Buprestidae. Gene Ontology annotation, cellular component: microtubule; cytoplasm. Gene Ontology annotation, biological process: microtubule cytoskeleton organization; mitotic cell cycle. The coding region runs from base 110 to 1828 and encodes 572 amino acids. Gene Ontology annotation, molecular function: GTP binding; structural constituent of cytoskeleton. The transcript is spliced from 3 exons. The record is from RefSeq and is a predicted model, not a curated record.